Messenger RNA from Aspergillus alliaceus, 4324 nucleotides. RefSeq lists its product as uncharacterized. Lineage: Eukaryota; Fungi; Ascomycota; Eurotiomycetes; Eurotiales; Aspergillaceae. Gene Ontology annotation, molecular function: phosphorelay sensor kinase activity. Gene Ontology annotation, cellular component: membrane. The record is from RefSeq and is a predicted model, not a curated record. Bases 306 to 3737 code for a protein of 1143 amino acids. Gene Ontology annotation, biological process: phosphorelay signal transduction system; cellular hyperosmotic response; phosphorylation. The transcript has 2 exons.
UUUUUUUUUUGACCUUGACCCUGUGACGAAAUAUUUAUGGCUGGGUUUGUUUGAGUAUUAUUCUGAGCUGUAAUAUAUACCGCCCGUUCUGCAAGAGCUCUUUUCGCUCUGUGUAACGAGACUGUGCAGCUGCCUUAUUAUUCGGAAUCCCUCUGUCCCGACAAGGGCCUCAUAGCAAAGCGCUGAAAAAGUUACACGUAUCCUACAUUUAUUGUUGAAGGAUAUCUGUACACAGGGCAGUGUCUGGCCACGAACAAUGCCCCGUUAGCUCUUUUCUCGCCACUGAGAUUUGACAUUCCCUAACAAUGUCUGCUGUUGAGGAGGCCUUUUUGGCUGCAGCGGCCAAUUUGGAACAUGUUCUGCCGUCAGGGUUCGACGCGACUGCUUCAUCCACUGAACCCUCAGAUGCAUCAACAGACACUGCCCAUGAUCUACGCUUUCACUUUCCCGGGGAGCCAAGCGAUGGGAAAACGGCUUUCGAAAAGCAAUUUCUAGGAUUUAUACGUCACAUUCAGUCUCUGCAAUUGAGUGCUCUAGAAACUCAGAUACCCUGCGCGGAACUGGAGAGUGAUUCUUACCAGUCUGCAUUGCCCACGCCUUAUACCAGGCCACUCAACAGUCGACUGUGUCCUGCGAUGAAAAGAGGGUCUGAAUGGUUGGAUGGAGGUUGGGAUAGCAACUAUAUCAACUGUAGCGCAGGAGAUGUGUUUGCACGCGAUGAUAAUUGUUCCUACAUAAGACAAGCGCUUGGUGAGCAAAAUCAGGAAAUAAAGCUUCCACGAGAGGUGGUUUCAAGUGUUUUCUCCGAAAUACUUCUUCAUCGUGCGGGGAGCAAGAAUGGUCAUCUUGUGGCAGAACUGCAGAAGCAUCGUCAGAUGAACAAAGCGCUUCGGACAGCACUACAGGAUAUCACGAAAAAUAUUAAACAGAUUGCUAAUGGGGAUCUCUCAACAAAGCUUUCAAUUGAUCGGUUGGAAAUGGACACAGACAUCAUCACUUCUAAGAUCACGAGUAAUGUCAUGAUAGAUCAACUGCGAGCUUUUGCUUAUGAGGUGUCCAGGGUUGCAUGGGAGGUAGGAAUGGAGGGCCUUCUUGGUGCUCAAGCACAAGUUCCCGGAAUGCACGGCGUAUGGAAGGAGAUUACCGAGAAUAUCAACUCCAUGGCAUUGAAUUUGGCCAACCAAAUUCGGGAAAUUACUGCGGUCACGACAGCAGUGGCACACGGUGACCUGUGUCAGAAGAUCAAAGGGCCCGCAAAGGGUGAAAUAUUUCAACUGCAGGACACCAUCAAUACUACGGUAGACCAAGUCCGUACAGUUGUCACUGAACUGAGCCAUGUCUCCCGUGAUGUCGGAAUCAAAGGGGUUCUUGGCGGACAGGCCCGUAUAUAUGGGUCUCAAGGAAUGUGGAAUGAACUUACUGCCAAUGUCAAUGCAAUGGCCAACAACCUGACUAUGCAAGUUCGUGCCAUAGCCACUGUAACUACCGCGGUCGCAAAUGGGGACCUUACUCGGAAAGUCCAGGCAGACUGUAAUGGAGAGAUCCUCGCUUUGAGGAGUACUAUCAACUCUAUGGUUGACCAGCUCCGACAGUUUGUCCAAGAGGUCACCAAAGUCGCAAGAGAAGUGGGGACUGAUGGUGUGCUAGGUGGCCAGGCAACUGUUAAUGGCGUCAAUGGUGUUUGGAAAAGCCUGACACAGAAUGUUAAUGGAAUGGCAAUGAACCUGACAAACCAAGUCCGUGAAUUGACAGAUGUGACCAAUGCUGUGGCUCGCGGGGAUCUUACCAGGAGUAUCACAGCUAAUGUGAGUGGAGAGAUUUUGGAUCUCAAGGAAGCGAUGAAUAGGAUGGUGAGUCGAUUAAAUCAGAUUGCAUCGGAGGUUUGUAAAGUGGCUCGUGAAGUUGGUGUCGAUGGUACCCUUGGUGGACAGGCUGCGGUUCCCAAUGUCGAAGGAGAAUGGAAGGUGCUGGCAGACAAUGUCAAUAUGAUGGCGGCCAACCUGACCUCACAAGUUCGAGCCUUUAACCAAAUCACUAAUGCCGCCACUGAUGGUGACUUUAGUAAAAUAAUUACAGUGAGCACCUCUGGCGAGAUGGACGAGCUGAAGCGAAAAAUAAACAAGAUGACCUCCGACUUGCGUGAUAGGAUUCAGCACAAUAUUGCGGCUAUGGAGGCUGCUGAGCUGGCAAACAAGAGCAAAUCGGAUUUCCUUGCGAAUAUGAGUCAUGAGAUACGAACGCCCAUGAACGGCAUUAUUGGCAUGACUCAACUUACCCUUGAUACAGAUGAUCUGGCUCCGCACACCCGGGACAUGCUAAAUGUGGUCCGCAACCUGGGAAACAGUCUCUUAGUGAUCAUUGAUGAUAUCCUCGAUGUCUCUAAAAUCGAAGCGAAUCACAUGGAGAUCGAAGCUGUUCCAUUUAGCCUGGGGCAAGCUAUAUUUAAGGCCCUGAAGACUCUUGUGGCUGCAUGUAGUGAAAGAAGCCUUCGCCUCAUAUACCACACCAACCACUCGGUGUGUGAUUAUGUGGUUGGGGACGCGUUUCGCCUGCGGCAGGUUAUUCUAAAUCUAAUUGGAAAUGCAAUCAAAUUUACUGAGACUGGAGAGGUUGUGCUUACUGUCAACGAGACACAUUCAACAGCUUGUCCUCCAGGCAAAUGUUCACUCGAGUUUUGCGUUUCGGAUACAGGUAUCGGCAUAGAAAAGAGCAAAUUAGAAUUGAUUUUCGAUACCUUUCAACAAGCGGAUAGCUCUAUGACAAGACGAUUUGGCGGCACCGGACUUGGCUUAUCAAUUUCCAAGAAGUUGGUUAAAUUGAUGGGAGGAGAUAUAUACGUCACGUCCGCCAUGGGUGUCGGGAGCAAUUUCCACUUCACAUGCGUAUUUGCAUUGUUGAAUCGAUCCAUCAAGGGCAUUACCAAGGAGCUUACACCAUAUAAGAGCUGUCGAGUGCUGUUCGUCGAAGACCCUGAUAAAUACACCAGUGGCGAUUCAGAGCACAUCAAGCUGAUUCUACAGGAGUUUGGCCUUGACACUGAUAUUGUCAAUAUUGAAGACUGUACCUCCCAACCAGGAACUCUGGUUCCGCCCAUCACAAUUCCACAUCGGCAAUAUGACGUCUUGAUGGUGCAGACUAUAGAAUCCGUAUCUCAACUGAGGGGCUUGAAUACAUUCAAGUCUCUCCCUGUUGUUCUAGUCUGUCCUGUGGUGUCAGUCGAUAUGGAGUCCGCACUAGACUUAGGCGUAAUAUCCUAUGUGACAACUCCCUGCCGCCCAAUUGAUUUAGUUAACGGAAUCCUCCCUGCUCUAGAAAGCCGACCUUUACGCAAUCACUCAGGAAAUCCUCACCCUUUGUUCAUCCUGCUCGCUGAAGACAACGAGGUAAACCAGCAGGUAGCCCUCAAGAUGAUAGAAAAGCACCAUCAUAAUGUGACUGUAGCUGGAAAUGGACAAGAGGCCCUGGAUGAAUUUCGGCACCAACAGUACGAUGUAAUUUUAAUGGAUGUUCAAAUGCCUGUCAUGGACGGAUUGGAGUCGACGGUCCAAAUUCGCGAGUACGAGAGAGCCCACAGUCUACGCCGCACUCCUAUCAUCGCUCUCACGGCUCAUGCAAUGUUCGGCGACCGGGAAAAGUGUAUUGCAACAGGAAUGGACGACUAUCUCCCCAAACCGCUCAACCAGACAGAGUUGAUGGAAAAUAUCCACAAGCAUGCCGCUCUCGGGGGGAGCCUAUGACUUAUAUUGAUGUUUCAUGACUCAGCUGCGCUAGUAAGUACAAAGAACAGGUAGUAUGGCUAUAAAUAGCUGUAUCUCUCCCCGUAGAUAGUACUGACUAUCAACAAAAGUUCAAAGUUUUAACGCGAGGGGUCGGAUUAUGAAAUCUCUCACACCCCUACACCCUCCGAUCGUUGGGAGGAACGACUAGGGAAGAGAACAAAACCUAUGAACGACCGGAGGGAGUCAAGUCUCCCUCCCGCUCCACUACAGAGAAAAUAUCAUUACAAGAUAAUGUUCAAUACUGUCGGUCUGUCCCAGGCGCAGAUCGUGUGUUUGAUUGAGCAGUGAAUUAGCGAAUCCGCGGCAAUGAGCCAGGCUGACUCGAACGUAUUGCUGUCAUUUUGCAGAGGUGUACACUCUCUCUUUGCAAUGGUAUCACUGCAUAUCGUCUCAACAAUAGUCAAGCUAAACUAUGGUCAUCCGCGACAUGUACUCAGAACUUAUGAACAGCUAUUACUAUCCCGGUUAUAGCCACGGUGUCUAAAGUGGAGCUGUUCUAUGUAGAAUUUUUGCAUUCUGGAAUCCAGCCAAAGCGUAUACUAGAG